Molecule: messenger RNA, 2123 nt
Organism: Paramuricea clavata
Lineage: Eukaryota; Metazoa; Cnidaria; Anthozoa; Malacalcyonacea; Plexauridae
Source: the annotation of a GenBank genome assembly
AUGUUUUCAGGAGAACCAUGUCCAGUUGUUCCAUGUGGUCCUUUGACGUACUGUAGGAAUGUCAAUGGUUCUCAUUCAUGUCAGUGUGAUUUGGGAUUCACACAUGAUGGACAGUCUUGUACAGGUACAGUUAUGUAAUUAAUACUACGUAUUUUCAUAUGAAGGCUGUAAUUAGAAUAUUUAUUGCGAAGUACUCUUCAAAUGGAUAUAUCGGUACGCGCUGGGCCUGCGUGGCAGGCGAAGGAAAUACCGCCUGCCGCAAAACUGGGUAUAAAUGAAUUACCGCCCCUGACAGCAUCAAAACUUUUAUAAAUGUCAUUCAUUACUGCAAGUAAUAUUCAAAAUUAGCCACUCCCUUCCUAUUGGACUUUAUGUAGCGGCCCCUCCUUAACUUGCAAUUCAACAUUUAUAUCUAUUUAAAGACGUGACAUUCGUGCUACUAAGGACCGCGCCUUAAUUAACGUUGUUUUUGUAAUCAGUCGAAGUUUACGAAGUUGUUAGAAAAAGCCUAAACGUAUACGAGUCCUACACAAACGUAAGUUUACUUUAUUAUUCAUAUUUAAUUGUAUUUAGUCAGUUUAUUUUGUUUAUAAUUCCGUGCAGUGUGUAAUCGUAGUUUUACUAUAGUUUUGUAUUGUACUGUAUUGUUUAUAAUAUUGUAUUGUAUUUUAGUUUGACGGUAUUUAAUCAAUGAAGGAAUAAACGUAUUCAGCAAUAUUACUAUUCCGCCGUAGAAGAUGUAGGACGGCUAUACACACACAGUUUCACGGUACACACGCUGUUAUAGUCAAAGUUUAUGAGUUUUAUAUUAUCCAAAUAUAUUAUUGUCGUAUCCAUUACAGUUGUUUAUGUGUUCAAUACAUAUUAAUUAUGUCGCGGACAAAAGCAAAACUAGACAUUUUCUCUGAGAAUUUGAUUGCAUUCGAGCGUUGCCACUUAAAAUUUUUCAGUUUUUUACAAAUUGAAAUUAAAAAAUUAAAGACAAUUAAAGUAAAAUAAAAUGUUAAUGUAAAAGUAAAUGUAAAUACCACUCACAAACUCAAAUAAAGUUAAAUUUUUUUUCAUUUUCAUUCCAGCAAUUUAAAAUAAAAUUCAUUCCAAAUACAACUUCAACUGAAAACUAAAGUUAUAUUCAAAGUGAAAUGCAAACAAAAAUAACAGCGGCCACAGCGCUCUGUGGCCGAGCUCAGUGAAAUGCAAACAAAAAUAACUCGGCCACAGCGCUCUGUGGCCGUGCGCUGCCACUACCAUGAUGCCAUGCGCGCGUGAAAAAUUUUAUAUCAUUAUAUGUAGUCCGAUCACCUACUGUAUCCAUCAACUCAUCGAGCACAUGGAAAGUGCAAACAUCACAAUCUGGUGGUACAUCUGCUGGUGAUUCUGGUAUUGCGGAUGAUCUCUUGGCUUCAACUGGCGAAAUUUAUAAAUCCCUUUGUUCUUUAAAGACAGGGAAAGCCCCGGGACCGGAUGGAAUCCCGAAUGUAAUUCUAAAAACGUUUGCCUUUGAGUUAGCGCCAGUAAUCGCUGAUAUUUAUAACUCAUCCUUACGUGAUUCCUAUUUGCCUCCUCUAUUAAAGAGAGCAACUGUUACACCUCUUCCCAAACAAUCUCCACCGGGCUCCAUUGAAAAUGGUAUCAGACCCAUCUCACUCACUUGCGAAAUUGCUAAAGUGAUGGAAGGUCGCACCUUAGCGAGAAUCCUGCCAUUCAUUAUAAGUCACUUGGAUAACAAACAAUUUGCUAUGGCUGGAAAAUCUACGCAACAGGCUAUAGUAUAUAUUCUCCAUCUAGCCCUCGAGGGCCUUGACAAGGGUGGUUGCACCCUCCGAUUUUUCUUUGCUGAUUUCCGCAAGGGAUUCGAUCUGAUUGACCACAAGAUUCUACUUGAAAAACUAUCUAAACUUGGCACUCAUAACGUUGUGUUAGGAUGGAUCGCUGCCUUUUUAUAUAAAAGGUCUCAGUUCGUUCGUAUUGGGUCGGAUGCAUCUACACUUCAAUAUAUCAAUGGUGGUAUUCCACAAGGUACUAAGCUUGGCCCGAUCCUCUUUGCCGUAAUGGUGAAUGAACUUUUGUCUGCGUGGGGCCCCCGUGCUAAGUUCGUUGAUGAUCUUACCACUUUGGAAAUU